Molecule: messenger RNA, 7194 nt
Organism: Coregonus sp. 'balchen'
Lineage: Eukaryota; Metazoa; Chordata; Actinopteri; Salmoniformes; Salmonidae
Source: the annotation of a GenBank genome assembly
AUGUGUCGCUUACGGUACUGUGUCAGCCACUGUCUGCAUGCAGCGAUUACCAGACUGGAGGAGGUCAACGGAGAGGUCAACAUGUGGUCCUCUGUCAGAUGUCUAGGCUACCUGUCUGGUCUGCACCUGCUGGUGGCUCUCUGUCUGGGGCUCUAUGUGCGAUGGGAGAAGACUGAAGAACCCAUGAUCCUCAUCAUAUUUGUUCUGGCCCUGUUUGUCCUCGGGAUAGCAAGUAUACUGUACUAUUACUUCAGCAUGGAAAAAGUCAGCCUGAGCCUCCUCCACCUGUGGUUUGGCUUCCUGCUUGGCCUCCUGUGUUUCCUCAACAACCCGACUCUGGAGAGCAACAUCAAGGAGCAAGCCACCAACUACCUGCUGCUGGCCAGUGUUGUCUUGAGGACGCUGUGGGCUCUGCUGGAGAGGAUGUGCGGCUGCACCAGGUACCGCCCUGCCUUCCUCACCUCAGCAGAGGCCCUGGAGCUGGCAGGCUUUGCCAUCGCCAGUACUGCCUUACUCAUCCAGAAGUCCAUGAGCGUAGUGGUGCUUGUGGUGGCCCUAGCUACUCUGAUGGUGGCCCUGCGCAUGAAGGCUCUCCUGGCCCUGCCCAACCUGGUCUGCUUCUCCAUCAUCACCGCAGUGCUGUUUUUCAAGGCGCUGGGCAUCACCACCAACCCCUUCGCCCUCGCAUGUUUCUUCAGCCAGCUGAUUUGCGACCCCUUGCUGGACGUGUACUUCAGUGGGCUGUCGGUGACCGAGCGCUGGCUGCCCUACCUUGCCUGGAGGGGGCUGUGGCGCAGGAUGUCCCUCCUGCCUCUGCUGCUGGUGGAGGUGAUUUUAAUUAAUUUUAUUUGACAAAUUUAAAAUGCAUAUAGAGUUGCCCCAACCAUGUGAGUACAAUGAUGCACACUUGAAAAAUAAUUGUGUAUAAAAACACAUAGUCAACAGUAGACUUACUUCCAUUGUGGUCCCACCCAGGUGGGUUUCUGGGUCCUGGCAGCCCUGAAGCUGGUGGACCUGGACCAGUGGUACCUGAUGAUCCCGGGCUUCAUGCUAAGUGGGGUGUUCUGGGCCAUCUGUCACGUGGUGUUCAUCAUCACUCUGUGGGGCUUCCACACCAAGCUGAGUGACUGCCAGAGGGUGUGUCUGGCCCAGGGAUCCGGGAACAGUUGCCUAGACAAGGUUAUGGCCUCUAAAGGAGUCAGACACUUCUGUCUCAUCUCUGAACGCCUGGUGCUCUUCAGUCUGGUGUCCACCAUCAUCCUGGCUGCUUUAUCAUGGCAGGUAUGUCUCCAGUCAUUGAUAUAGCACUGUUAUUCAGUCCAGACCAGCAAUGUUAUACCUUGAUGGCUCAUAUAACAUAGUCUGUUUGUUUUGUUGAUAAGCUCUGUUAACUGACGUAAAAUAAAUUGAGAUCGGACACUUUCCCAUAGUUUUUGAGGUCAUACAUAUUCAGAGCCAUCUUUUCAAUUUCAUAGUCCUCCUUUUUUGGUUAGUGUGUGAAUGUGACCCAUUGUGUCUGUCUGUCUGUCUCAGUCCUCCAGUAGUAUCUUUAUGAGUAUGCUCCUGCUGGUCCUGGCUCUGGAGUCUCUGUUCCACGGCCUCUUCUAUGAGCUGGGGAACUGCCUAGGCGGCACAUGUGUGGGGUAUGCAGUGGUCAUCCCCACCAACUAUUGCAGGUAGGAAUUUAUGGAUAGUGGACACCCAAAUGUAUGGAUAGUGGACUCUCUCUCUCUCUCUCUCUCUCUCUCUCUCUCUCUCUCUCUCUCUCUCUCUCUCUCUCUCUCUCUCUCUCUCUCUCUCUCUCUCUCUCUCUCUCUCUCUCUCUCUCUCGCUCUCUCUCUCUCUCUCUCUCUCUCUCUCUAUAUAGAUAUAUAUAUAUAUAUAUAUAUAUAUAUAUAUAUAUAUAUAUAUAUAUAUAUAUAUAUAUAUUAGUUUUCACACCCCUUGACUUUUUCCACAUUUUGUUGUUACAGCCUGAAUUUAAAAUAGAUUAAAUUGAGAUUUUGUGUCACUGGCCUACACACAAUACCCCCAUAAUGUCAAAGUUUUAUUUGAAAUGUUUACAAAUUAAUAAAAAAUGAAAGCUGAAAUACAGUGGGGGAAAAAAGUAUUUAGUCAGCCACCAAUUGUACAAGUUCUCCCACUUAAAAAGAUGAGAGAGGCCUGUAAUUUUCAUCAUAGGUACAUGUCAACUAUGACAGACAAAAUGAGAAUUUUUUUCUCUCCAGAAAAUCAGAUUGUAGGAUUUUUAAUGAAUUUAUUUGCAAAUUAUGGUGGAAAAUAAGUAUUUGGUCAAUAACAAAAGUUUCUCAAUACUUUGUUAUAUACCCUUUGUUGGCAAUGACACAGGUCAAAUGUUUUCUGUAAGUCUUCACAAGGUUUUCACACACUGUUGCUGGUAUUUUGGCCCAUUCCUCCAUGCAGAUCUCCUCUAGAGCAGUGAUGUUUUGGGGCUGUCGCUGGGCAACUCGGACUUUCAACUCCCUCCAAAGAUUUUCUAUGGGGUUGAGAUCUGGAGACUGGCUAGGCCACUCCAGGACCUUGAAAUGCUUCUUACGAAGCCACUCCUUCGUUGCCCGGGCGGUGUGUUUGGGAUCAUUGUCAUGCUGAAAGACCCAGCCACAUUUCAUCUUCAAUGCCCUUGCUGAUGGAAGGAGGUUUUCACUCAAAAUCUCACGAUACAUGGCCCCAUUCAUUCUUUCCUUUACACGGAUCAGUCGUCCUGGUCCCUUUGCAGAAAAACAGCCCCAAAGCAUGAUGUUUCCACCCCCAUGCUUCACAGUAGGUAUGGUGUUCUUUGGAUGCAACUCAGCAUUCUUUGUCCUCCAAACACGACGAGUUGAGUUUUGACCAAAAAGUUCUAUUUUGGUUUCAUAUGACAUUCUCCCAAUCCUCUUCUGGAUCAUCCAAAUGCACUCUAGCAAACUUCAGACGGGCCUGGACAUGUACUGGCUUAAGCAGGGGGACACGUCUGGCACUGCAGGAUUUGAGUCCCUGGCGGCGUAGUGUGUUACUGAUGGCAGGCUUUGUUACUUUGGUCCCAGCUCUCUGCAGGUCAUUCACUAGGUCCCCCCCGUGUGGUUCUGGGAUUUUUGCUCACCGUUCUUGUGAUCAUUUUGACCCCACGGGGUGAGAUCUUGCGUGGAGCCCCAGAUCGAGGGAGAUUAUCAGUGGUCUUGUAUGUCUUCCAUUUCCUAAUAAUUGCUCCCACAGUUGAUUUCUUCAAACCAAGCUGCUUACCUAUUGCAGAUUCAGUCUUCCCAGCCUGGUGCAGGUCUACAAUUUUGUUUCUGGUGUCCUUUGACAGCUCUUUGGUCUUGGCCAUAGUGGAGUUUGGAGUGUGACUGUUUGAGGUUGUGGACAGGUGUCUUUUAUACUGAUAACAAGUUCAAACAGGUGCCAUUAAUACAGGUAACGAGUGGAGGACAGAGGAGCCUCUUAAAGAAGAAGUUACAGGUCUGUGAGAGCCAGAAAUCUUGCUUGUUUGUAGAUGACCAAAUACUUAUUUUCCACCAUAAUUUGCAAAUAAAUUCAUAAAAAAUCCUACAAUGUGAUUUUCUGGAUUUUUUUCCCUCAAUUUGUCUGUCAUAGUUGACGUGUACCUAUGAUGAAAAUUACAGGCCUCUCUCAUCUUUUUAAGUGGGAGAAAUUGCAGAAUUGGUGGCUGACUAAAUACUUUUUUCCCCCACUGUAUCUUGAGUCAAGAAGUAUUCAACCCCUUUGUUAUGGCAAGCUACAAGUUAAGGAGUAAACAUUUGCUUAACAAGUCACAUAAUAAGUUGCAUGGACUCACUCUGUGUGCAAUAAUAGUGUUUAACAUGAUUUUUGAAUGACUACCUACUUUCUGUACCCAACACAUAAUUGUAAGGUCCCUCAGUCGAGCAGAGAAUUUCAAACACCGAUUCAACCACAAAGACCAGGGAGGUUUUCCAUUGCCUCGCAAAGAAGGCCACCUAUUGGUAGAUGGGUUAAAAAAUAAGCAGACAUUGAAUAUCCCUUUGUAUGGUGUAAUUAAAAGAUACAGGCGUCUAUGGUGUCACUACAAAGAUACAGGCGUCUUUCCUAACUCAGCUGCCGGAGUGGAAGGAAACCGCUCAGGGAUUUCACCAUGAGGCCAAUGGUGACUUUAAAACAGUUAGAGUUUAAUGGCUGUGAUAGGAGAAAAUUGAGGAUGGAUUAACAACAUUGUAGUUACUCCACAAUACUAACCUACCUAAUUGACAAAGUGAAAAGAAGGAAGCCAGUACAGAAUAAAAAUAUUCUAAAAUAAUGCACCCUGUCUGCAACAAGGCACUAAAGUAAUACUGCAAAAAAUGUGGCAAAGAAAUUAACUUUAUGUCCUGAAUACAAAGUUUUAUGUUUGGGGCAAAUCCAAUACAACACAUUACUGAAUUCCACUCUCCAUAUUUUCAAGUAUAGUGGUGGCUGCAUCAUGUUAUGGGCAAUGUUCCCUCUGAACUGCGCGUGUGCGCGGCUGCACACUUCCUCCAGGACUGCAGCGCAGAAGAAAUGUCAUGCCGCGCAGAGACGCAAGAGAUUGAACUUUACUCGCCCCACUAGUUUGCACUAUAUAUAGAUCAACGUUUUUUCUGUGAUCGAAUCAACAUUAUAUCGGCCCCUUUUCAAUGCAACAAAUCAAACUUUGCAAGAUUAAGUCUUUUUGUAGGCAGUCAGAGAAUUCUAUUGUCGGGGGUAGCCCACGAGCGGUCUUUUAAUCACCCGUGAGUGAAUGCGCUUUUCACAGUAGAUCAGAGCUGCGCAUAUGCACAUUUGUUGAUAUUCUUUGCUAGUUAGCUAAUUAUUAAGUGUAGGUCAGCAAUGGGUAGUUACUGCUUCCUACAAGAGCACGAAACAUGUAGGCUACAUUUCAAGCUGUCUUUGAAAAGCCAGUCAGAUAAAAAAAAAAAAAGAAGCUUAUGUUUUAAUUAAAGGAGCAGUGUUGUAUUUUGAGACAGGCUCGAAUAUGCAAAUAAACCAAUAGGCAGAGGGGUAGCCUACAUUGUCUAAUUAUCUGUAUGAUAAUUAUAAUAAUAAUACAUUUAAUUUUGUAAAAUGGUUUCUUGCAUCACACAAUACAUUGCAAUUUACAAACACCUAUUUGGCCCAUGGUGUUACAGACCAAGUAAACAAAUAAUUAAUGAAUGUCAAGCCCUUCAUAAUGUAAAAAUGUUUUCUAAAAGUAUCAUGCAAUGUAGGCCUGCAUUGAACACCACAUAUAGGCUACUGUAGGCUAUAUCAUAGAAAUCAAAAGCUAUUUCCAUGUAAAAUGUUAUGGGAUUUGCUCCAUUGGUUUUGUUGGUAGGCCUACAUUAUGCUCAAAUAGCCACAAUAGCCUUUUGGCUACUGUCUAAAACUGUAAGGGUACAGCUUCAGUGUUCACUGUAAACCGCGCUGGAAGUUGCACAAAAUUCUCACAACGUUCAAGUUUCCGCUCACAAGACAAAACAUUUGCUCAGUGCCCCAAGAAAUUAGAGGGAACAUUGGUUAUGGGUAUGCUUGUAAUCAUUAAGGACUGGGGAGUUUUUUAGGAUAAAAAAUAAACGGAAUAGAGCUAAGCACAGGCAAAAUUCUUGAGGAAAACCUGGUUCAGUCUGCUUUCCAACAGACACUGGGAGACCAAUUCACCUUUCAGCAACACUAACCUAAAACACAUUGCCAAAUCUACAUUGGAGUUGCUUACCAAGACGACAUUGAUUGUUCCUGAGUGACCUAGUUACAGUUUUGACUUAAAUCGGAUUGAAAAUCUAUGGCAAGACUUGAAAAUGGCUGUCUAGCAAUGAUCAACAAGCAACUUGACAGAGCUUGGAAUCAUUUUUAAAAGAAUAAUGUGCAAGUAUUGUACAAUCCAGGUGUGCAAAGCUCUUAGAGACUUACCCAGAAAGACUCACAGCUAUAAUCACUGCCAAAGAAGAUUCUAACAUGUAUUGACUCAGGGGUGUGAAUACUUAUGUAAAUGAGAUACUUCUGUAUUUCAUUUUCAAUACAUUUGCAAAUAUGUCUAAAAACAUGUCAUUAUGGGGUAUUGUGUGUAGAUGGGUGAGGAGUUUUUAUUUUUUAAUCCAUUUUGAAUUCAGGCUGUAGCACAACAAAAUGUGGAACAAGUCAAGGGGUGUGAAUACUUUCUGAAGGCACUGUACAGUAUAUGCUAUACUAUACUUACUCAACACACAGGCGCAUACUUUUUUACACAGUCUUUCAUUUAACUUAUUCUUACUGCACUCAUCCUCACUCCUUCCCUUCUCUUCACCCUUUCAUUCCCUCUCUCCCUUGCAGUCCUGAUGGGCAGCCCACUCUGUUACCUCCGGACCAGGUACAUAUGUUGAACAUGCAUUCCACGGGCAUGUUGAACAGUAUACAGAGUUUCUUCUCCCACCACAUGAUCGAGACGUUCGGCUGCGACUACUCCACCAGCGGGGUGACUCUGGAAGCCCUACAGGUGAAGCUCAAGGCCUUCAUGGAGCUCUGCACAGCCGAUGGGCCUCGCCACGACACCUACGUGGUGUUCUACAGUGGACACACCCACCGCAGCGGGGAGUGGGCACUAGCAGGUACGAAUCACUUAGAAGUUUUUUCAUUCUGUGAAGCUCAGUUACUUUAACUCACUGUCUGUAGCACAUUAUUUUAUGGUGCUGUGGUUGUCUGUCAGGAGGGGGCACCCUUCAACUGGACCAGAUCCUGGAGUGGUGGAGAGAGAAGAACAGUGACUACUGCUCCCGCCUCAUCCUGGUCCUGGACAGUGAGAACUCCCUACCCUGGGUGAAGCAGGUGAGGAAGGUGGGGGGGCUUUAUGUGGCGGUGCAGGGGGCCCAGCUAGCCCGAGCCACGGAUGUCGAGCUCCAGGACGCCCCCCAGCUCGGGGACUUCACCUCCCAGUGGGUGGAGUACAACUGCAAUGUAGACAGCACCAUCCAGUGGUCGGAGAGGGGAAGGACGGUCACCGCCGCCUACGGCAUCUCCAAGCACUGGAGUGAUUACACACUGCACCUGCCCACAGAAAGUGAUGUCACCAAACACUGGAGGAUGUACUUCCCCAGGAUGACCUACCCCGUGGUCCAGUUAGCGCUCUGGUGCGGUGGGCUGAACCUGCUUUGGCUAUGCAGUGUCUGCCUACAGUGCCUCAAAAGGGUCAAACUCAACUGGUUCCCCCCAGCCAUACUAGACACUGGCCAAGGGUUCAAGCUGGUCAAAUCUUAG